UGUAGUGGGCGUGUCCCAUUUCGCAGGCUUAAGUCUGAUUGGCCGAGGGUUCAGCUCAGCGGCUGUGAUUGGCUGCUUGUCGGUUGCCAUGCUGCAUACCGCGCUUGCGCAGCAGUUGUCGGUUUGCGCGGCUGGUUGUAUGCUCGGAGACUUUCAUGUCGACUACGCACAGACCUGGGGAUGGCAGCGGCUAUUAUCCGAGCGGGGACGUGCUGGCCCGGCAGCAUGAGGGGGAGGCCGCCGCCGGCUCGGGCUGGAGCUCGGGAUAUUACCCUCAGGAGGCUGCGAGGAACUGGGCCGGAGGCGGAGAGAUGGGAGGAGCUGCCGGAGCCCAGAAUUCUCCGUAUCCCGGAUACGAUCCCAGCGACUGGUCCUGUGCAGGUCAGCCCCGUCCUCCCUAUCCCCCUACUUAUACAGUCAGUGGUCAGGGGAUGGAGCACUAUACCAAUGGUUCAUACGGACAACAAUAUAACCAGUCUACAAUGAACCCACCUUACCCUGGUCUCCACCCAGCAAACCCCUACUACCCACCCCCCUCACAGCCCCACUAUCCUGUCGAUCCCUAUAAGCCAGCCAUGCAUCAAGGGGCCCCACCACAGGCCCCUUCUCAUUGGGGAUACCCCCAGCAAGGGUGUCAUAACAUUCCUCAGCAGCGGCCACCGUUUCCUCAGUACCCGCCCCCAGGUCCUAGAGAUGACAGCUGGAAUAUGUAUGGAGCUCCUAACCACUACCAGUGGCACUCUUCACCACCGCAAAACCCAAACGGCCCACAGUAUAUGCCUGGAGGAAGACCACCCUGGCCAGGAGGAGAUGUCCAGUCACCAGUAUAUGAUGUAAAGGAUUCACCUCAAAAUCCUGGUUACAACCAUCAGAGACCUUACCCGGGCUACCCCUCAGAUAUCCCUCCAUGUCCACCUUCUGAACCCAAGCCAAGCCUCCCGCCACCCAACCCUCAUUACAGCGCUUCUCCCCAGAUGUAUAACAGGAAGGAGCCCUCCAAUCCAGAACCCCCUCCUAGGUCCAAAGAAGCCAACAAUGCCCCAGCCGAUCCUUCGGGUGCGGCACAUCCGGGAAUAUUAAAGAUCAACCAGGUCUUGGAUAGGGUGGUGGAUCUGGAAAGAGAAGUGGAUGAGUUUGUAGGGAGAAAGACGGACAUGAGUUAUCGGUGCUUAGAAGAGCUGUUGACCAAGGAAUUACUAGAGCUAGAUUCGGUAGAAACUGGUGGCCAAGACGGUGUUCGGCAAUCACGGAAGGAAGCCGUGAAAAAACUGCAGUCUAUUUUGGAGAGGCUUGAGAAGAAGGGGCUGUGAUGCCUUCAAGAGAAACCUCUUAAGGGAAACCAGCAAUGGCAUCAACCAAUUGGAUCUCAAGAGUUCUUGGAGAACAUGUAGCCAGUCAAAGAUCUGAAGAAGCGAAGAUCUGAUCAAAGGAAGCAGAAUAUUCAAACCAGGUGGAGAAAUAGGAAAAAAAAACGGGGCUUCUCUUUUUUUUUUUUUUUUUUUUUUUUUUUUUUGAACUGUGAUUUCAAGGGAUACUUUGCCACUUAAUGAACAUGGCUAACAGAUAGGCCGCCAUUUUUUUGAGUCACCUUGAGGAAGAUAUAGAAAUGUUUAUUUCCAAAAGGUUUUCAAUGAAAAAAAAAGUUUUACGUGAAUCAGGAGUUUACUGUGAAGCUUACGUUUAAUUUUUAAGUAAAUCAAGCCAUUUGUGAAUAAACAGGUUUUAAUUAUUUGAAGCCAUUUCAAGAUGUACGCUGGUGGUGGCACGGACCAUGGAGCAGAAUUAGGACAUUUACGUUCAUGGUUCUUGUGAUUCUGACAUUUAAAACCGGGACAGCCCUGUGACCCUGUGCUUUGCUUUGGCCAUAAAAGCUUGUGUCCAUUUUGUUUUUAAAUGAAUGACGUACAAUGCUCAUGGGAAAAAAAAAAACACAAAAAAAAACAACUUUACUUCUCCUGUGUGAUGGGUUUAUCAGUCUCGUUGAGAUUGGGGAUAAAAAAAGACUAUUUUGAGGAAGACGGGACAUAUUUGGAACCUGAACAGAUGCCAAAAACCUUUCCAUGGCAUUGGUUACUGUUGUAGGAAUAUAUUUGAGAUCUUGGCCGUAAACAGACCAUAGACAUGAGAGAUAUUUAUUGGAAAGUUGAGCCACUUCUGGUGUGAUUGGAUCUAGCAAGCUGUUUAUUGCACUCCUUCCUCCUCUGGAACCUAAAACAAUAGUUUCUUUGGAUACCGCGGAUGUAAAUGUUCAAACCUGUUCAGAUAAUUCUUACUGUGUUUUCAUGUUCUGCUUAAAGAAAAAGAAAAAAAAAAAUCUCCACCGGAACCUACAACAAUCUGAUUUUAUAGGGCAGUAAGAGAUAGAUGUGAGAUUUCCAAUGGAAGUGCCGCUUGACACACACACAGGGAGAUUUAUCAAAACCUGUCCAGAGGAAAAAGUAGCUGAGUUGCCCAUAGCAACCAAUCAGAUCGCUUCUUUCAUUUUUCAGGGGCUUUUUCAAAAAUGAAAGAAGCGAUCUGAUUGGUUGCUAUGGACAACUCAUCCACUUUUCCUCUGGACAGGUUUUGAUAAAUCUCCCCAAAGUGCGCCUCAUUUGUAGAAACUGCCUUACUGUAAAGUUGUCUUUGUUGCCCUUAGCAACCAGUCAGAACAGUUUAAAAAAAAAAAAAAAAAGAAAUUGGUUGUUAUUGGCAACAAGGGGAGUUUUAGUGUUAGGAGAGCAUGUUACUUUGGUUGUUAGGCAUCGUGGGGGAGAUUUAUCAAAACCUGUGUAGAGGAAGAGGGGUGCAGUUGCCCAUAGCAACCAAUCAGAUUGCUUUCGCUUUUCAGAGGCCCUUUUAAAAAUGAAAAGGGAUCUGGUUGCUAUGGGCAACUACACCACUUUUCCUCUACACAGGUUUUGCUAAAUCUCCCCCCCCCCCCCCCUCCCUCUGUAUCUCUAGAAACCAUACUAUAAGCCAUUGUCUCCCAACCAGGGUGCCUCCAGCUGUUGCAAAGCUACAACUCCCAGCAUGCCAGGACAGCCAACCAGGGUGCCUCCAGCUGUUGCAAAGCUACAACUCCUAGCAGGCCAGGAUAGCCAACCAGGGUGCCUCCAGCUGUUCCAAAGCUACAACUCCCAGCAUGCCAGGACAGCCAACCAGGGUGCCUCCAGCUGUUGCAAAACUACAACUCCCAGCAUGCCAGGACAGCCAACCAGGGUGCCCCCAGCUGUUGCAAAACUACAACUCCCAGCAUGCCCGGACAGCCUUCGGCUGUCCGGGCAUGCUGGGGGUUGUAGUUCUGCAACAGUUGGAGGCACCCUGUUUGGGAGACACUGCUAUAAGCUAUGACAAAACAAGAGGGCGACUAUGCUCGGUUCACUAAGAGAAGUGAUUUGUCAGAAAGGAAAGAAGGGUAUUCUCCAUCUCGGGCUGCUUUAUUAAUCAGAUUUUUCUAGUAAAUUCAGGUGGACGACCGCUUUACGAAGAAAUGUACAUGUUGAUGAUCUAACGUGUGUUUUGAGAGGGUUCUAUUCAAGGGAUAACUCCACCACGUGGGUUGAAAUAAUAUAUUAGGAGUCUAUUGACAAGUAUGUAGGAAGUUCUUUUUGCAAUGUGGUAUUUGUGGAUAACAGCUGAGGAUCUGACGUUGUGUUCUGAUAGAUAUUCAUACCGCUCAGGGCUUCAAUACAAAGCUCCCAAUCCUCUGCUUUAGGCGUAGAGUUUAAAGGUGUAGUCCAGUGUUAUACGUCUUAUCCUUUGGGUUCCACCGCUGGGGACCGCCGCAAUCUCGGUGCAGGCCCUGGCAUCCUGUGCCAGGUGCUGCUUCCGAGACAGGGAUGUAACAUCAUGAACACGCCCCUAGUGAUGUCACGUCACACCACUUCCAUUCAUGUUUAUGGGAGGGGGCGUGAUGGCCCUGCGAUCUCUGUGCAGCUCCUGGCAUCCUGUGCCGGGUGCUGCCUCAGAGACAGGAUGUGAUGUCAUGGACACGCCCCUAGUGAUGUCACACCACACCCCUUCCAUUCAUGUCCAUAUGACUGUCACGCCCCCUUCCAUAGACCUAAAUGGAGGGGGUGUGGCCAUGACGUCACACCCCCAUCUAGGAGGCAGUGCCCCGGGGGGGGGGGGGGGGCCUGGUCUUGCCCCUUGAAGCGAUCAUUACCGUACUGUACUGCAUUGCGUUUGCUUUAGGAGAAGUUAAAGGGACACGUUUAGUGAAGAGGCUGCCCAUAUACUGCUUUAGCUUCACUGGAACUAAUGACGACGUAGUCAUAGCUGCAGUUUUGUGGACGUAGCAUAAGGAGAUAAGGGUGACAACCUACUAUUUGUAAGAAUAUUAAUGGUAAAACUGGGCAAUGAAUGCAAUUACAGAUGCUAAUGUUUCCACAAGUCUUGUGCAAUAUAAGAUCGUUUGAAGCUCUGUAUAGAAACCAAGGCUGGGUUUACACAUAGGAGUUUAGGCCAAAACAGGGAAGUGCACUAAUACAGAUCUAACUAUGGCUCCUGUGGCCCCUUGUACACAAUAGUGGAGCUGUGUAAUGUACUCCACUGAAAAACAUUAUUUUUUUAAUUCUUUAAAUCAACUGGUGCCAGAACGUUAACACAGAUUUGUAAAUUACUUCUAUUAAAAAAUCUUAAUCCUUCCAGUACUUAUGAUGAGCUGCUGUAUACUACAGAGGAAGUUCUUUUCUUUUUGAAUUUCCUUUCUGUCUGACCACAGUGCUCUCUGCUGACACCUCUGUCCAUGUCAGAAACUGUCCAGAGCAGGAGCAAAUCCCUAUUGCAAACCUAUGCUGCUCGGGAAAGUUCUUCUAAAAGUAGAAAAGAAGGCGCUCCAUAGGGUAAUACCACCGGAGAUAGGGGGGAGGGGAGAGUGAAGUCUAAUUAUAACUGCUUACCCUGGAUGGUUGUGUAGCAGCAUGCACAACAAUGGGAAACGCUUGGAUACAACGGUCCGUCUGCAGCCCUCCUGAUGUGGAUUCCACAACGUAUGCAUACAAGAGAAGGCUUCAAUAAUUAAAGCCGGAGUACAUCGG
Hyla sarda is the source of this 5021-nucleotide messenger RNA. RefSeq names its product BAG cochaperone 4 (gene BAG4). Gene Ontology annotation, biological process: protein stabilization. Lineage: Eukaryota; Metazoa; Chordata; Amphibia; Anura; Hylidae. The record is from RefSeq and is a predicted model, not a curated record. The transcript is spliced from 5 exons. Gene Ontology annotation, molecular function: adenyl-nucleotide exchange factor activity; protein-folding chaperone binding. The coding region runs from base 156 to 1310 and encodes 384 amino acids. Gene Ontology annotation, cellular component: nucleus; cytoplasm; membrane.